AUGCCAUCAAAACGGAAAGGAUCGAGUGCCAACUCGUCUCCAACGGUGAAAAGGGUUCGCUCCGAAAUAGACAAAGAACAGCUUCAACAAUUUUUAAAUUCUACGGUGCAGUUAAUCGCGAACCUGAGAGAUGAUAACAACAACCUUAUCUCCAAGGAUUUCAACAAGCUGCCCUCGAACAAGCUUUAUCCUGACUAUUACCAACUGAUAGAAAAUCCGAUUUCAAUUCACGAGAUCAGGAGCAAAAUCGCUUCCAAAAAGUACCUUGAUGCCAACCAAUUUUUACAAGAUGUUGAGCUUAUGGCGAAUAAUGCUAACUUCUACAAUGAUCCCGAAAGUGAUAUUGCGCUGGACGCGAAGAAGAUUCUCGAGUUUGUGGAUGAUCAGGUGAAACAACUUCUUGAAGGGGAGUCCCACACUGUGGAGGAUGACGAGGAGCCAGUCAAGACACCAGCCAAGAGAGGAAGAAAGCCCAAACCGGUAAAAGUGAUAGACGAUUAUUCCUCCAAACUGGAGAAAAUUUUAAAGGAGCUGAUUGACUUCAAAAUUCCUAAGCGCGGAAAGAUUGCGGGCCCUUUUAUGGAAGAAGUUGAUGGUGAGUUAUAUCCAGAUUACUACACUGUGAUUGAGGAAGCCAUGGCUUUCAACACCGUGUUGGACAAUCUGGAUUCUGGGAAGUACAGCGAAGGAUUGGAAGGAGUGGAUGUUUUUGAGAGAGAUGUGAACUUGAUAUUCCAGAACUCCUUUACCUACAACGAGGAAGAAAGUCUGAUUUUCCAGGACGCGACAAUCCUAAAGGAGCACUUUGUGGAGAGUUUGAGAGAAUUCAAAAGCGAGAUUGAGGAAGAAGCUGAAGAUGAGCCAAGCCACAUCAAGAUCAAGCUGAAGCCAGGUAGAAAACCCAGUGCAGCAUUGCCUAAGAUCACUCUCAAUUUGAAAAAGAUUAAGGACGAGUCGGAAUCUGUCGAGCCAGAAAUUACUCCAAAGAAGAAGAGAGGUCGCAAGCCAAAGAGACUACUCGAAGAACAGCAAGAGGAAGUGGAGAUUGAAGAGGUCAUAGAGCAAGAACCUACUCCAGAGCCAGAACCUGAAAAGGAACAGUUCACCUAUAGACACCACAAGAGCAAGAACUCUUCCCAGACCUAUAUUCAGGACUUAUCGAUUUCAACUCUGAAAACCCUCAUCACUCCCAAUCCAUACUACAAUUCCCAGCAACAGCAGCCUGAAAACACGAUUCCGCAAUACUUUGAGUUUCUAUUCCCAUCGCUGGGACAGAAUGAUGAUUCUUUAGGCUCAAGGAACUAUUCCAUCAAUGUCCCAUCAAUGGCUGGAACUGUGACUAUAUUGACCACACUGAACGAGUCACUGCUGAAACGCAAAUACACCUCCACUCUCCUGGUAAACGGUGAGAAAGUGACGCCUUCGCCCUCAGUGACCUACACGGACUCAGAUGAGGUUCUCAAAACCAAGUUUGAGGUCAAGCUGGGAACCGGUCUGAACUCGGUUCAGUUCACAUGCUCUGUUCCUCCUGUCGUUGGAUUGGACGAAAAUGGAAAGCUUCCUCCAAGGUCAGCUACUAAUCCAACGAAUCCAGAGAACAUGAUCAACGAGACGGUAAUGAUCUGGAUCAAUGUAGCGCAAUGA
Molecule: messenger RNA, 1644 nt
Organism: Kuraishia capsulata CBS 1993
Lineage: Eukaryota; Fungi; Ascomycota; Pichiomycetes; Pichiales; Pichiaceae
Exons: 1
Coding region: 1-1644 (547 amino acids)
Biological process (GO): chromatin remodeling
Cellular component (GO): RSC-type complex
Molecular function (GO): protein binding
Source: RefSeq, a predicted model, not a curated record